UUCUGCGUUCCCCUCACAAAAUGCCUGGUGAAGCCACAGAAACCGUCCCUGCUACAGAGCAGGAGUUGCCACAGCCCCAGGCUGAGACAGGGUCUGGAACAGAAUCUGACAGUGAUGAAUCAGUACCAGAGCUUGAGGAACAGGAUUCCACACAGGCAACCACACAACAGGCCCAGCUGGCAGCAGCUGCUGAAAUCGAUGAAGAACCAGUCGGUAAAGCAAAACAGAGUCGGAGUGAAAAGAAGGCACGGAAGGCUAUGUCCAAACUGGGUCUUCGACAGGUUACAGGGGUUACAAGAGUCACUAUCCGGAAAUCUAAGAAUAUCCUCUUUGUCAUCACAAAACCAGAUGUCUACAAGAGCCCAGCUUCAGAUACCUACAUAGUUUUUGAGGAAGCCAAGAUCGAGGAUUUAUCUCAGCAAGCACAACUAGCAGCUGCUGAGAAAUUCAAAGUUCAAGGUGAAGCUGUCUCAAACAUUCAAGAAAACACACAGACUCCAAUUGUACAAGAGGAGAGUGAAGAAGAAGAGGUUGAUGAAACCGGUGUAGAGGUUAAGGACAUAGAACUGGUCAUGCCACAAGCAAAUGUGUCAAGAGCAAAGGCAGUCUGA
Molecule: messenger RNA, 611 nt
Organism: Zalophus californianus (California sea lion)
Lineage: Eukaryota; Metazoa; Chordata; Mammalia; Carnivora; Otariidae
Product: nascent polypeptide-associated complex subunit alpha-like
Exons: 1
Coding region: 21-611 (196 amino acids)
Biological process (GO): protein targeting to membrane
Cellular component (GO): cytoplasm; nascent polypeptide-associated complex
Source: RefSeq, a predicted model, not a curated record